This is a messenger RNA of Scedosporium apiospermum, 8853 nucleotides long. RefSeq lists its product as uncharacterized. Lineage: Eukaryota; Fungi; Ascomycota; Sordariomycetes; Microascales; Microascaceae. The record is from RefSeq and is a predicted model, not a curated record. Bases 1 to 8853 code for a protein of 2950 amino acids. The transcript has 4 exons.
AUGAUUUUGACACCAAUCCCUCAGCAGCACACGAGCUCAACUUUCCAGAAUGGCCGCGGCCGAGGUAUUGGCGUCCACAGGAUGCUGGAUAGGAAAUGCAUAUGGCUGGCAAACGAUCCGGCCCUCGACGACUGGACCUACUACAACCAAUCUCCGUCGAACACGCACCCCCGACCUAUACCGACUCCCCUCGCAGCCCCAGACCCCUCCCCGAGAUGGUCUCGGAGCUUCCCGUACCCGUUCGCCCCUGAAGAAGAACCCUCGAGCGACCUCGACCAGGUCAUGGACCCUACCAACACCGGUGCCUUUGCGAACCAUGACUUACCCUCGUGGCUAACCAGCUCCUCCUUCCCCACACCGCCAAAACCAUCUAGCACACGGAACCGCCGACAGACCUCUUCCAUCUUUGGUGAUCCCUCCAUGAGCUUUCUCGUUGACUGGGAUACUCGCGACGGCCUGCGCGAGGUCGCGCCGAAGAAAAAGAAGAAGAAUGCCGCGGCCAAGCGGAAUAAUGAUAGUGGCGACAAGAAGGACAACGCCGGAAACGGCGAGGAUGCUGGCGCUGGCGAUACCGGCAGCGGGGGUGGCCAAACCGGCGGUGACGCCGGAAAUGGUUCCGGAGCAGGUGCUAGCGGCGAUGGGAAUGACGAUAACGACAAAGACAAAGACAAAGACAAAGACAAAGACGAAGACAAGGACGGCGGCGAUGCGCCAACCGUGGAUGAUGCCUGGUCCACGCCAGUUACUUCCAAGAAAACGAAAAAGGGCAAGAAGGGUGCGGCGGUCGCAGACACCGAGACUACAUCCUCUUUUCUUCCCGACAUACCCACCUCCGACUUCGGCACGGAUUCUUUCCAGGAGAUAAAACUUGGCGACGAUGUGAAUGGGAAACUCGACCUUGAUUUUGGGACCUCUACCGAGACGAAAUCAUCCUUUGGCGCAUGGGGUUCUAGCUGGAAGACAGGGAUUUCUAAAAGCAUCUGGGGCUUCGCCACUGGCAAGGAAGACGAAAAGAAAGAAGAAGACAACUCUAAUCCAUGGGGUGCUGGGCGCUCCAAGUCGCAGAAGAGCAGCGUCUCGUUCGGUGCCUUCGGUGGCAUUGAGGAGGAAAAUGCAGACGCCGAUGGGUCAAAGGACAACGGCAGUGCUUGGGACGACUUUGGAACGGCUGCUACGAAGGACAAGAAGAAGAAAAAGAAGUCAAGCCCUUGGGAUGACGAUCCAGAGCCGGAGAAGCCUGCCGAAGAUACGAUCCAGGAUCUAGACACCUCGAAAAACGACGAUGGCUGGGCCUGGGGUACUUCCAGUACCAAGAAGAAGGGAAAGAAAACGACGUUCUCUUUUGAAGCUGACCCGGAACCCGAUGUCCAGGCCGCGACGGAACCCGCGGCAGACGAUAACUGGUUUACACCCGCUAAAGACAGCAAAAAGAAGAAGAAGAAGAAUGACUUCUUAGACGACUUUGGAGUCCCAGACCCCCCCCCUGCCCCCGAGCCGGAGCCGGAACCGGAACCAGCUAAAGUGGAAGACUCUUGGGGUGGUUGGGGCACCACUACCACCAAGAAGAAGAAGAACGGUAAGGGUGCUGACGUAGAUGCAGAGCCGAUUGCCGAACCCGAGCCCGAGCCCGAUAAGACUUCGACGAAAGACGACGACCAGUGGUCCCUCGGGACGUCCAGCAAGAAGAAGAAGAAGAAGGCGUCCAUCUGGGAUGAUCCUGCGCCCGCAGUUACGAACGAGCCCGAAAAGAUCGAUGAGAAGAUGAACGACUUGUGGGCCACCAGCAACAAGAAGAGUAAGAAAAAUAAGAUUCUAGAUCUCGAGCCCGAACCCGAACCUGAAUUCGAACCAGUCGUCGAACCAGAGUCGGAAAAGCCCGAAGAGGCCAGUCCCUGGUCAGCGCCCGCCUCGAAGAAGGAUAAGAAAAAGAAGAAGUCGUCUAUUUGGGAUGACCCAGUUCCGGACCCUGCCCCUGAGCCGCCAAAGGAAGAGGAGGCGGUGGCGGAUGAUUGGUCCACUCCUUCCCCGUCCCAAAAAGACAAAAAAAAGAAAAAGAAGAAAGCCUCGAUUUGGGACGACCCUGAGCCAACGCCGGAUGUGGACGCCGAGGCUGAGCAGAAGAAGAAGGAAGAAGAAGAGGAGCAGGAGCGGCUGAGACGGGAAGAGGAGGAGGAAGCGAAACGAAAGGAGGAAGAGAAGAAGAAGAAAGAGGAGGAUUCCAGCAUAUGGGGCGCAGCUACUUCAAAAAAGAGUAAAAAGAAGAAGAAGCCUUCAAUCUGGGACGACCUGGAAACUUCGAAGGCGGAAGAAGAGAAGAAGAAGGAGGAAGAGGAGGCAGAACGUAAGAGGAAGGAGGAAGAGGAAGAAGAAGCUGAGAGGAAGAGGCUGGAAGAAGAAGAGGAAGCGAAACGAAAGGAGGAGGAAGAGAAGAAGAAGAAAGAGGAGGAUUCCAGCAUAUGGGGCGCAGCUACUUCAAAAAAGAGCAAGAAGAAGAAGAAGGCUUCAAUCUGGGACGACAUGGAAACUUCAAAGGCGGAAGAAGAGAAGAAAAAGAAGGAGGAAGAGGAGGCAGAACGUAAGAGGAAGGAGGAAGAGGAAGAGGCGGAACGCAAGAGGGUCGAGGAAGAGGAGGCUGAGAAGAAGAGAUUAGAAGAGGAAGAAAGGAAGAAGAAAGAGGAGCAGGAGAAAAAGAAAGAAGAGUCCAGCAUCUGGGGUUCCACUGCCACUUCAAAGAAGGGUAAGAAGAAAAAGAAGGCUUCAAUCUGGGAUGACCUGGACACUUCGAAGGCAGAAGAAGAGAAGAAGAAGAAGGAGGAAGAGGAGGAGGCGGAACGCAGGAGGGUCGAGGAAGAGGAAGCUGAGAAGAAGCGACUAGAGGAAGAGGAACAGAAGAAGGAGGAGGAGGAGAAGAAGAAGAAAGAAGAAGAAGCUAAUGCCUGGGCCGCCCCUACGUCUAAGAAGGAUAAGAAGAAGAAAAAGAAGGCUUCUAUUUGGGAUGAGCUUGAUAAUAGUAAGGAGGAAGAAGAGAAGAAAAAGAAGGAAGAAGAAGAGAAGAAGAGGAAAGAGGAAGAGGAGGAAGCAGAGCGUAAGCGGAUUGAGGAAGAGGAGGCUGAGAAGAAGAGACAGGAGGAAGAGGAAGAGAAGAAGAAAGAAGCUAAUAUUUUAGCCACCCCUAUGUCUAAGAAGGAUAAGAAGAAGAAGAAGAAGGCUUCUAUCUGGGAUGAGCCUGAUAAUAGUAAGGAGGAAGAGGAGAAGAGAAAGAAGGAGGAAGAAGAGAGGAAGAAGAAAGAGGAAGAGGAAGCUGAGAAGAAGAGACUGGAGGAAGAGGAAGAAAAGAAGAAGGAGGAAGAGGAGAAGAAGAAGAAAGAGGAAGAAGAAGCUAGUCCGUGGGGUGCCACGGUGUCAAAAAAGAAGAAGAAGAAGAAAGCUUCGAUCUGGGAUGAACCCGAUACUAGUAAAGAGGAUGAGGAGAAAAAGAAAAAGGAGGAGGAGGAGGAGAGGAAGAAGAAGGAAGAGGAGGAGGAAGCAGAGCGUAAGAGAUUAGAGGAGGAGGAGGCUGAAAAGAAAAAGAAGGAAGAGGACAAUGACGCUUGGGGCGCCAUGACGUCUAAGAAGGACAAAAAGAAGAAAAAGACGUCUAUCUGGGACGCCCCGGAGCCCGAUCCGCCAAAGGAGCCGGAGACAAAAAAGGAAGAGAAGGAUGAUGCCUGGGGCGCGACGACUUCCUCGAAGAAGAAGAAGAAGAAGGCGUCGAUCUGGGAUGAACCCGAGCCGGAACCUGUCAAGGAGGAAACCAAGAUUGAGGAAGAACCGCCAAAGGAGGAGGAGGCGAAAGAUGACACCUGGGGCACUUCUACUUCUAAGAAGGACAAGAAAAAGAAAAAGGCGUCAAUUUGGGAUGAUCCUGAACCUGAACCUGAGCCUAAACAAGAAAAGAAGGAAGAAGAGAAGGAUGAUAUCUGGGCGACCUCUACUAAGAAGAGUAGUAAGAAGAAGAAGGCCUCGAUCUGGGAUACUCCUGAGCCUGAACCUGAACCUGAGCCUGAGCCUGAGCCUGAGCCUGCUCCAGAAGAGCUACCAAAGGAGGAAGAGAAGACCGACAUCUGGGGAACCACGACUUCGAAAAAGGAUAAGAAGAAGAAGAAGGCUUCUAUCUGGGACGACCCUGAACCUGUGCCGGAUCCCCCUAAGGAAGAGGUGAAGGAGAAGGGAGAGGAGAAGGCCGACAUCUGGGGGACUACUUCUAAAAAGGACAAGAAGAACAAGAAGAAGAACUCCAUAUGGGACGACCCGGCGCCUGAGCCUGAACCCGAGCCGGAGCCGGAGCCGGAGCGUGCACCUGAACCCGAGCCUCCAAAGGAGGAGAAGGUUGACAUCUGGGGAACUUCUUCUAAGAAGAAGAAGAAGAAGAACUCCAUAUGGGAUGAUCCUGUACCCGAUCCUCCAAAGGAGGAGGUCAAGGAGAAGGAAGAGGAGAAGGUCGACAUCUGGGGAACUAAUUCUAAAAAGGACAAGAAGAACAAGAAGAAGAACUCUUUAUGGGACGAUCCUGAACCUGAACCUGAACCUGAACCCGAACCUGAACCCGAACCUGAACCUCCUAAGGAAGAGGUAAAAGAGAAGGAGAAGGCCGACAUCUGGGGGACUACUUCCAAGAAGGACAAGAAAAAGAAGAAGAACUCCAUAUGGGACGACCCGGAACCAGAACCCGCUGUGGAAGAGAAGCCCAAGGUCGAGGACAAGGCUGAUGAUAUCUGGGGAGUUUCCACUUCGAAGAAGGAGAAAAAGAAGAAGACCUCUAUUUGGGAUACCACGGAAGCGGACCCUGUCAAGAACGAGGAAGAGAAGAAGGAAAGUGAACCUAAGGACGAUAUCUGGGCCACUUCCGCCUCCAAGAAAACCAAGAAGAAGAAGGGCUCUCUUUGGGACGAGCCCGAGCCAGAACCGCCGAAGGAUGAGGAGCCUAAGAAGGUUGAGGAGGAUAUCUGGUCCACUUCUGCUUCUACGAAGGACAAGAAGAAGAAGAAGAAGACCUCCAUUUGGGACGAUCCGGAGCCCGAGCCGCCGAAAGAAGAGGAGAAAAAGACCGAAGAGCCGACGGACGAUAUCUGGGACACGGCCAGCUCCAAAAAGGACAAGAAGAAAAAGAAGGGCUCAAUAUGGGACGAUCCGGAACCCGAAAAGGAGGAAAAGAAGGAAGAGACCAAGGAGGCUGACAACCUUUGGGCGGCUACGGGCUCGAAGAAGGAAAGCAAGAAGAAGAAGAAAGCCUCCAUUUGGGACGAUCCAGAACCAGAAUCAGAACCUCUGAAGGUGGAAGAGAAGGAGGAAGAACCGAAGGCGGACGACAUCUGGGCUACCUCUAGCUCCAAGAAGGACAAGAAAAAGAAGAAAACGUCGAUAUGGGACACUCCCGAACCAGAACCCGAAGCCGAUCCCAUCGCCGAGAUCGAGGCCAAGGAAGAGAAGAAGGAGGAGGAUGAUCCAUGGUCUUUCGGUUCGACGAAGAAGGAGAAGAAGAAGAAGAAGGCUUCUAUUUGGGAUGAUCCUGAGCCGACGCCGGAGCCGGAGCCAACAAAGACAGCUGAUGUCGAUAUCUGGGCCACGAGCACCAAAACCAAGAAAAAGAAGGGCCUAGACAAGACCGGCGAUGACGACUUCUGGAACACUCUCGGCACUUCUAAGAAGGACGACAAGAAAGAUCUCUUCGAAGAUGAUGUUGCCGCAGUCAAGGCAUCAACGGAUCCCUUUGAUUUUUGGGGCGCAUCUAAGAAUGACAAGAAGAAGAAGGGCAAGACUACAACGGAGGAGCCGCCAAAAGUUGAAGAGACUAAGGCGGAUGAUCCGUGGGACAUAUGGAAAGCUCCUAAGAAAGACAAGAAGAAGAAGCAAGACCUCAUAUCCCUUGACGAAGAUCCUCCGGCGGACGCCAAUGUAGUUGCGGACACCCCUUGUCAACCGGACGUAAUCGAAGAACCUGCAGACGAAUCUAAGGACAAGAAGAAGAAGAAGAAGAAGUCUAAGGAUGCGCCUGUUGAAGUUGCGGACGGAGACGACCUGGAUUCUGUACAGCCCGACGCCAUGGAAGAGACCAAGGACAAGGACGACAAGGCAGAAGACGACGAGUGGGCUUUUACAAGCUCAAAGAAGUCUAAAAAGUCCAAGUCCAAGAAAGACGCCGAGAUCCCACCUGUGCCUACGCCACCUACUUUGGAGCCAGAUGAACCUGAAGAUUCUUCUAAGUCUAAGUCUAAAGAUAAGGACAAGUCUAAGUCUAAGGUUAAGGAGCCGAAACUCAGCAAGAAGGAGCAAGAGAAGCUAGAGAAGGAGAAGGAAAAGGAGAGGAAGAAGGCUGAGAAGGAGAAGGCGCGCGAGGAAGCGCGUCUUGCUGAGGAGCAGGCGGCCAGGGAAGCCAAGGAAGCGGAGGAGCAAGCCGCGAGGGAGGCUGAAGAACAAGCUGCACGGGAGGCUGAAGAGCAAGCGGCGCGAGAAGCUGAAGAGGAGCGCGCCAAGGCAGAGAUCGCCGCGGAGGAGGCGGAACUUGCUACCCUCACGACGAAGAAGGGCCGCAAGAAGUUGACUCGCCGCGACCAAGAGAAAUUCGACCGUUUAACCGAGAAGGCUAACAAACGCGCUGAAGAGGCUGCUGCAAAGGAGGCUGAGGAGGCUGAGGCCGCCGCCGCCGCCGCCGCCGCCGAAGCUGCUGAAGCCGAAGCUGCUGCUGCCGCUGCCAAGGAAGCCGAGGAAGAGGCGGCGCGGGAGAAGGAGGCAGCCGAAUUGAGCAAGAAGUCCAAGAAGAGCGCCAAAUCCAAAUCAAAGGACAAGAAGAGCAAGAGCGCAGACAAGGAGCCCGACGCCGAUCUCGAUGAUGUUGAACUCACUCCCGAGCAAAUUGAAGAACUUCUCGCUGAUGAGCCCGCCGCCGCUGCCGCCGCCGCCAAGGACGAUGCCUUCGACAUCUGGGGCGCCAAGAAAUCCAAAAAGGGUGCUACAGCUCAAGACAUGGAUGGGCAAUCAACAUCUCGAGGCGCAAAGUCUCGGAAAGCCGUAGGGGGCAAAAUUGCUGACAAGCUCAAAGCCUUUGAGGUUGUAGAUGACGAAGAAGAAUUCAUCGACGUUCCUCCUCCGCCUCCACCCCCCGCGCCUCCAUCUGAAUCGAAGCGCAAGUCGAAAAAGUCAAAGGAGCUGCCUGGAAGCUUCCCAACUGACGUUAACGAGGACGAGUUUGUUGAAGUGGUCGACUCGCCCGAGAAGCCCAAGAAGUCGAAGAAGUCGAAAUCUGCGGCCUCCGCACCACCACCACCACCUCCUCCUGCACCAGAAGAACCACCAGUCCCUCCGGCCGUUCCCGACGCACCGGUGCUUCCUUCCUCCGAAUCUAAAUCCCGAAGAGAGCGCCCCAAGAUAAACCGCGACGGAUCAUCAUCUUGGAACAUGUGGACCGCAGGGACGCCGCGAAGGGAGGAAAAGAGAUCGUCAAAAUCUAAAUCCGACAAGUCGAAGCGAUCUGCGCCCGAGAAAGAGGAGAAGUCAUCGAAGGGAUCGUCAUCCGACAAAGCAGAACGCGUCCCCAAGACUCCGGCCCCCAAGUCGCGAAGCACAGGAAUGUUCAGCACGCCCCCUAUCACGCGGUCGACAUCGACGCGCGACAAGAAGCGCUCCUCGACAAAAUCGUCUCGGCGCCAUUCGGUCGAUGUCUCUAGCGGCCUCAUGUCGCCUCCUCCCGAGCCUGCCAUGUCUAGCAAGGCGGCGAAGAUCCUCGGUGUUGAUCAAUCGAACCCCGAGAAAUCCAGCCGUCAUCGAUCAAGGGCCAAACCCGAUGAUGAUGUGGUUAUGACUGAUGCCGAGUUCGUGGAAAGAACCCCGAUGAAGCGAUCCUCGUCAAGCGCGAAGAAAUCCGCGUUUUCGGGUUUGUUUACUAGCCUUCGCUCUACUCCUGCGACCGGAAAGUCGGAUCGACGCCGUAGUGUCUAUGCCGCGACCGACGAUGAAGGUCGCGGCGAUCGCAAUGGCAAGGCUGUCGACGAUGGCGAGAUGACUGAUGCGGAAGCUGAAGCCCAAGCCCGACGCGCACGACGAGCGGCGCGACGGGCCGAGCGAGAGAGAGAGGCAGCUGAACGUGCUGCAGAGGAAGCACGCCGGGCCAAGGACGCGGCAAGACGCGAGAGGAGACGCAAACAGGAGGAGGAAGCUGAGGCUCAGCGACAGGAGGAGAAGGAAGCUCGGCGUGCUGAGCGACGUGCUGCGCGCCAGCGUGAGGAAGCCGAACGCCGUGCCGCAGAGGAAGAUGAGGCGAGGCGCGCAGAGCGCCGACGACUCCGUCGGGAGCGUGAUGCCGCCUCAGGUGGCGAUGGGGAUAGGAGACGUCGCCAUCGGUCUCAUACCUUGGAGACCUCAGAAGAAGAUGCGGAUAGGCGGCGAAGGAGGGAGGCAAGGCGGGCUGCUCGGGAAGGCGACGAGCACCAUCGACGAAGCCAUCGCCGGACCGAGGCAUCCGGAGACGAGGGCGUCUACCGCCAAAGCAGUAGAAAGCUGUCCAAGAGCAGCCCGCAAUCCUCUUGGCCCCAUUCGGGUACCUCGUCGUGGGUGAAGGAGCACUCGGACGCGCCUCCACCACCGGAGGAUGGGCAGAUGGAAGGCUCCCAUCAAACGGAAGACGACGACUCUCGUCGCCGAUACCAUCGUGGAGACGCUGAUGAGCAGCGCCGCCGUAGGCAUCGUCAUGAGGAGCGCGAGAGGGAGAGGCGUGGUGGUUCAGACGGUAGCGAUGAGCGGAGGCACAGCAACCGCAACUCGCUCUUCAUGGAUACCACUCCAAGGAGCAGUUGGUGGAGGAAACUUACAGGUUCUUGA